GAAGGCGCGGAGAAGCGGGUGCCGGCUUUGAAGCCGAUGAAGGGGUUUCGCUACUCGGACCCGUUUGGUAGUGAAUCGGGGCAUCCCGUCUGAGCAUCCCGUCGCGCAAAGAUUAGAGUUAAUCAUUUACGAAGCAAAGAAGAAAGAACCGGAGCUCGCGAGCGUGUUGUUAUUAUUCCCGCCGCCGCUCGAUGUGUGUCUGCGAAACGGGCCCGGUCUGAUAAGCCGACACCGUGGACUGUGGGUGCACUGGCCGGCGCUCGAAGCAGGCCAGUCUCUUCCAGCCCGUUCGCGUGUGUAGAUGCAAUCAAAGUGUCGUCCGCCAGCGGUACGAUGGUGACGGUCGCGUUGGAAAGUAGUGUUGUUACCGCUGCCGGUUUGGCGGCACUGUUGCUAACGCUGGCGGCGGUGAUCGGUGCGAGCGGGAGUCCGCUCGAAUCGCAAUGCCCCCGGCCGGCCGCGACCGGCAGCCCCCCGUCCGGCUGGCAACCGCGAACGCCCGAGCAAACGCUGUACGCGUACGUGCGCUGCCUGAACGACUCGUCCGCCAGCAUCGAGAUGAAGAUCCGCUGGGUCAUGUGGCAGCCGGACCAGUCGCCCGAGAGCCAGUGCUACGUGAAGUGUGUCAGCGAGGAUCUGCGGCUGUACGAUCCGGCCCGGCGGCAGUUUGUGCCGGAGCGGUUCGAGCAGCAGGCCCGCGCGUUCCACGAGGACCCCGAGGCGGACGACAUCCGGACGCUGUACACGGACGCGCAGCGGCUGCUGGCGGGCGAGCUGCCCGACAGCGACUGCUCGACCGUGUUCGCCAAGUACGCACCGUUCUACGCGGUGCACCAGGAGCACAUACUGGACAUCUUCCAUGGCGAUCUGCGCAAAAUCUUGGUCACGUACCAGCGGCUCGGGCCGCGCGUCAAACAGAUCGGCCAAAGCUUCGUCGACUACUGCGAGAAGCGGUACGGGUUUGCGUGGGCCGAGGAGGAGCAGCGGCCCUGCCCGAAUCAGACCGCGGUGGAGUGUAUCCUGCGCGGGUUCCGUUGGAUCACCGAGGAGGGCAAUGUGAAUGUCGCUGAGAUUGUGCGCGAUUUCGAAGGGUUCGGUGUGGAGGCGAGCGAACUGAAGCAGUGCCAGGGAGCGGACGAUCUGUACUGGUGUUUGCGCUCCCUCAAUGCCGACAAGCUGGCGGCAGUUAUACGGCAGCGCGAUGCCCAGACGGCGUACUACUUUGACCAGUCGUCGACCGACGAACCGUGGAAGUCGGCCGUCGAUUUUGGCAAUGCACGCCUUAAUCGUGCUUGAAUGCGUACGUCCAGCCAAUCUCGAGGAGAACAUGCUGAAAGUUCUUUGUAACGGUUGAGAGAGUGUCGUUGUAACAUUAACAUUAAUAGAAACAAUAAAACAAAACUAAGAGAUUACUGUGAAA
Molecule: messenger RNA, 1420 nt
Organism: Anopheles merus
Lineage: Eukaryota; Metazoa; Arthropoda; Insecta; Diptera; Culicidae
Product: 37 kDa salivary gland allergen Aed a 2-like
Exons: 2
Coding region: 334-1296 (320 amino acids)
Biological process (GO): sensory perception of smell
Molecular function (GO): odorant binding
Source: RefSeq, a predicted model, not a curated record